Molecule: messenger RNA, 4425 nt
Organism: Plasmodium gallinaceum
Lineage: Eukaryota; Apicomplexa; Aconoidasida; Haemosporida; Plasmodiidae
Product: conserved Plasmodium protein, unknown function
Exons: 2
Coding region: 1-4425 (1474 amino acids)
Source: RefSeq, a predicted model, not a curated record
AUGGAAAAACGUUCAUAUAAUUCAAUUAAUUUAAAAUUAGUUGGAAAUACUUUUGGUAAAGAAAAAAACAAUUUGUGUGAUAACUUUGUAUCAAAUUAUGAAGAAAAUGACAAUAUAAAAAAAAGACUGAAGUGUAAUAAUUUUGAUAUUUUAAAAGAAGAAAAUUAUAGUAAUGAAGUAUUCUUAAAAUUAAAAGAUUUUUAUAAAAAUAAUCAUAAUAUUAGUUGUAAAAAUGACUUUAACUAUGGAAAAAAUAAAAGAAAAGGAAGAGAAUAUACAGACGAAAUGAUAAUAAAAGAAAAGAGAAAAAUGAAUACGAAUAAAAUUUAUAAUUUGUCUAAAAGUGCUGUUUCUGAUGAAGAUAUAGGAAUGAUAAAGAAAAAAUAUUUAAUUAAAAGAAGAAAAAACAUUUUACAUAAAAAGUUAUAUUCUAAAUCUGAGAAUAAUUCUAAAGUUAAGUAUAAUAUAGGAAAACAUAAUAAUCAGUAUAGAAAAGUUGAUGUAUAUAAAAAAAAUAAUUUCGAUAAAAAUUGCAUAAUUGAUAUUGUAAAAGAAGAAAUAGAAAAAAAAGAAAAAAACAAUGAAUUGGAAAAAUUGUUAAAAAAAGAUAAUAAUAAAUACGAAAAGAGUAAUAAUUGCGAAAAAAGUAUUGAUAAUCAAGGAAUUAAAAACAUGAAGUAUGAAGAAAAUGAAAAAUUUGAAAAAGAAAGAAAAAAUUGUAAUGAAGAAAAUGAAAAAUUAGAAAUAGAAAGAAAAAAUUGUAAUGAAGUAAAUGAGAAAUUAGAAAUAGAAAGAAAAAAUUGUAAUGAAGUAAAUGAGAAAUUAGAAAAAGAAAGAAAAAAUUAUAAUGAAGAAAAUAAAAACAAUCAAGAAAAUAGAAAAUAUGAAAAAUUAAUGAAAAAAAUAAAACCAAAUUUGUGUGAAUCUGCUUUUUUUAAUAAUCGUUUGAAUUUUAAAGAAAGAUAUUCUGAUAAAUAUGGAGAAAAAAAUAUAAAAAAAAAUGAAGAAAAUUUAAAGUUAGAAAUAAAAUAUUUCAAAGAUGAAAUAAAUAAUAAAAUUAUAAAUAAUAAAAAUACAAAUAAUACUUAUGUAAAUAAUAAUCAUGCAAAUAUUUACAAAUAUAAUAAUAAUAUGAUAGAGAAAGAAAAAGUUAGUGAUGAAAAUGAAUUUUUUAAUUACGGUAAUAAUAAUGAAGGUAAAAUAUAUGAAAAAAUAGAAGAUAAUUUAAUAAAUAACAAGAAAGAUAUAAAUAUUCAUACAAGUUUAAAAGAAAAAAUAAUAAAUUUUAGUGAAGAUGCUUACAGUAAUAGAAAUUCAAGUUAUCUAAGUCUUAGUGAUACAUUAACUUUAUAUGAUAAAGAAAAACUACUAAAGAAGGACAAUAAUAAUAAUAGUAAUAAUAAUAAUAAUAUUUUUGAUGGUAUUAAUGAUAAUAGUAAUCAUAUUAAAAAUAUAGAUAACAACAAUACUAUUAAAAAUAAAAUAAUAGAAAAGAAGAAAAAACUAAAAAGUAUUCAUAACGAGAUUUUAAAUUUAAUGAAUGAAAACGAUUUAGACAAAAAGGAAAUAACAAUUGAAGAAAAAUGCCUAUUAAAAAAUAAACAGAUAGAAGAAACAAAAAAAGAAGAAAUAGAUCAAAAUUUUAUUUUUAAAAAUAAUAAAUAUACUUAUUAUAGUUCAUUAAAUAUAAAUAGUAAAAAUUGUGAAAAAAUAAAUAAUGAUAAACAAAUUUUGAAUAGUGUUUGUAAAUUUAAUAUAAGUAAUAGAAUAUAUGAUGAUAAUGAUAAAAAAUAUUGUUAUACAAUUCCUAAUGUUUAUGAUAAUGAAGAUUUUUCAUCAAAUAAAUUAUUCCAAUCUAAGAAAAAAGAUGGAAAUUUCAAGGAAUAUAUCAAGAAUAAUAAAAUAAAAGAAACGAAUAUUCUAGAAGAUAAAAAGGAACACAUAAAAAAUAGAAUAAACUUAACAAAUUAUUUUGUAAAAAAUAUAAAGUUAAUAUAUGAAAGAGAAAAGAAAAUAUUAGAAGUAAAUAUAAAAUUCAUUGAGAAAUAUUCUUACUUUAAAAUAAUUUUAAAUACAUAUAGUGAAAAUCAUUUAAUAAAAAUGGAUGAUCAUAUAAAUUUUAAGUUAUCAAAAAUUUUAUUUUCUAAAGAUAUAAUAGAUAAAAUUAAUAAAAAAAAUUUUAAAAAAAUUAUGAAAGCUUUAGACUUUUAUGGCUAUUUUUACAAUAAUACUUUUUUAAAAAAACUUUGUAAUAAAAUAACUGUAAAUAACUGGUUAAGUAACAAAAGGUUUUUUUAUGAGACAUUUAAAAAAAAAAUUCUACAAGUUGGUAUUUUUUAUGAUUUAAUAUAUCAUUUUUUAUAUCAAAAUAAUAUUUUUGUGAACUUUUUUUUUACUAAAAAAGGCGGAAAUUUUAUGAAAACAUUUUUAUUAUAUGACAAAAAUAAGGCAAUGAAAUUAAUUAAUAAAAUAGUAAAAAAUUUAAAAAAUAUUAACCCACCUACUAAUUCAGUUGUAAAUUUUUUAUGUGGUUUUUUUAUAGAAGAAGAUAAAACAAAAAAAACAUCACUAAAAAAAAUAAAAAAUCAUAACUAUCAAACUGAUAUACAUUUAAAAAGUAAUAGAAUGAAUAUAAAAAAAGAUAAAAAUAUUUUUAAUGAAAAGCUUCAUGAAUUAAAUCAAAAAAUUAAAAGGGAAUAUAAUUUUUCAAAAAAAAAAAAGAAUACAUAUAUUUAUAUAAAAAAUUCUAAAUUUAAAAAAAGAGUAUUAAGGAAUAUUUUAAAUAAAAUAUGGUUGAAGACCGAUUUAUAUAUAAAGGAAGAAGUAUUUUAUGGUCAAAAUUUCACUAUNAAAAAAAAAUUAAAAAAGAAUAAAAUUAAUAAUUUAAAAAAACUAAAUAACCUUAUAUAUGAUAUCAAUGAUUCAAGUGAGUCUAGUGUGUAUUCCUUUUUAACUGAUGAAGAAAAACAUUAUAACUUUUAUAAGUCAGAUGAAUAUAAUUUAAAUUUAAAUGAGCAAUUGAAUGAAACAUUUCGUCAUUGUAUAUAUCAAGAAGAAAUAGAUGAUGAUCAAAUUAUUCAUGAAGAUGACAACCAUGAAAAUAAUCAACGUAAUUAUUAUGAAAAUAAUGAAGAAAAUAUAGAAAUUGAAACAAAUAGUAUUAAUAACAAUGUCAAUGAAAAUAGUUUAAAAACUUUUCAUAGUUUAGAUUGUAUUCCAAAUAUAUCUUUUGAUUUAUAUUAUGAAAAUAACAAUUAUUGUCAAAAAGGAAAUUCGUUUUUAUCAUUAUGUUUCAAAGAGGAAGAAAAGUGUAAUACAAAUAAAUACAUAAAGGAUCUUUCAUUUUUAGGAAUUAGAAUUAGUUCAAAAGAAAAUAAAAUAAACUAUUUUAAUUGUUUUGAUGUUAAUUUAAAAAUUAAAAUAAAAAAUCAUUUAUUAACUAAUAUAAGUUAUAAUAUAUCAAAAGAUGAUGAAAACAUUUCUGCCUUUUUACCAGUAUGGCCAAAUAACCCUGACUAUUUUGGUUUUAAAAUAACCAAAAAUAUUAAAAAAGAGUUUAACGAAAUAAAAAAAAAUAUAAUGCAAGAAAAAGGAGAAAAAAAAAAAAAAUCAUGGGAUAUAAUUAUUAAUAAAAUGAAUAAUAGAAUAAUGAAAUUUGACGAAUGUAUAAAUAUAUUUGAAAAAGAAAAUAAAAAGAAAAAUGGUUUAGAUUUUAAUAUGUACAAUAUUUCCAACAAUGAUAUAGAUAAAAAUAAAAUAACAAAUAUAGAUGAAGUAAAAAUAAAAGACUGUAAUUUUUUUUUAAAUAUAAAAAUGUAUCCUAUUCGUACUUUAGUUUUGUAUAUAUUAUAUAAUUCAUUAUAUAAAGAUAAAAAUUUGAAUUUUGUAGAGUUUUUUUCUAAUAGUAUAAAUAAUGAAAUAAAGGAAUGGUUGUUAUUAUUUUUACUACCUAAUUUUAUUAACAAAUGCAUAUAUAAGGUUACAUAUCCCUUAAAAUUAACAAAGAAUAUAUUUACUGAAUCUAAUGAAUUUUAUGAAGAUUUUUUCUCAAAUGAAUAUUUAAAAAUUAAUGAUAUUGAAAAAAUUAUAAUAUAUACGAAAAAUAAUAGCGAAGAGGAAAUUGAAUUUUGUCCUUAUUUUUUUUGUUAUACAUGGUUAAAAUCAAGUAAAUAUAAAAUUGAUAGAUGGGUUAGUUCAAAAAUCAAUGAAAUUCUCUUCACUUUCCCAUAUGCUAAUUUUUUAUUAAGUAAAUACUUUUCUAAUUUUUUAUUAUUUAUUCAAUUAUUUAAGACUUGCUUAGAUUUAGAUCAUAUGUAUUUGUGUAAAUCUCAUUUUUAUGUUUCACUUAAACAUAAUAUUUCUUUUUUACAUGAAUCAAUAGUUAAUGUUUUAUUUUCAGUAUCUGGAAAACUAAAAAACAUUUAA